Messenger RNA from Clarias gariepinus (North African catfish), 1274 nucleotides. RefSeq names its product H6 family homeobox 4 (gene hmx4). The transcript has 2 exons. The coding region runs from base 120 to 794 and encodes 224 amino acids. NCBI's taxonomy places the organism in Eukaryota, Metazoa, Chordata, Actinopteri, Siluriformes, Clariidae. Gene Ontology annotation, cellular component: nucleus. The record is from RefSeq and is a predicted model, not a curated record. Gene Ontology annotation, molecular function: RNA polymerase II transcription regulatory region sequence-specific DNA binding; DNA-binding transcription factor activity, RNA polymerase II-specific. Gene Ontology annotation, biological process: regulation of transcription by RNA polymerase II.
UCGCGCAGGACUCCGACUUGCUAGUCGGUUGCGAAGCGAUGGUGCUCGAGGGGACCGAGGUCUGGGUGUAAAGCUGCGCGGAGACUGGGGCCACGCAAACCAUCUGUCUGCCUGUGAAUAUGAGCAAGGAAGAGCCGCCGCGCCGAGCCGCGUCCUUUAAGUUCACCAUCGAUAGCAUUCUCAAUCUAAAAUCAAGCGCACGAGCGUUUGACAGCUGUCACUCGAAGGCGCCUCGCGCUCCAGUCAGCGGAGACGCGCUUCCUCUUCAGCGCGAUGACACUCAUGAUCGCGCGCGUGCAGACAUAAGCCCAGGAUGCGAGGAUGAUUCUUACCAGAGCUCCGCCGGAGGAAGCGCAGACACGCGCGACAGCGGCACCGAGAAGAGCACGCGGACCACGGCAGCGGCGAAAAAGAAAACGCGCACCAUCUUUUCCAAGCGCCAGAUCUUUCAGCUGGAGUCCACUUUCGACGCCAAACGCUACCUAAGCAGCGCAGAGCGUGCGUGCCUGGCCAGCUCUCUGCAGCUCACCGAGACUCAGGUGAAGAUCUGGUUCCAGAACCGGAGGAAUAAAUUAAAAAGGCAGCUGCUGUCGAGUGAAAUGGACGGAGCUAGCACCGAGUUCAGUGACAGCGCGAAGACAUUGGCGCUUCCGCUUUUCUAUAAAGAAAGCGCUUUAUUAGGAAGAUGUUUAUUACCGACUCCUCUGCCGCUCGUGUAUCCGGGAAGCAGCGCGCCUUAUCUGUGUUUCUCAAACGCCAACAAAUACUUCGGGCUUUUCGAAGGGGAUGUCUGACUUUCUCAAAACCACUUUUAAAAGGUCACUAUAUAUAUAUAGUAUAUAGUAUAAAAUUAAAACAAACAAACAAAAGCAAAUAAAGAAACAACAGUAAAACAAUAGUCAAGUUAAAAAUUAUAUAGCCUACGUUAUUUUUAGCUUGACUUCUUUUACUGUUGUUGUUUUUUGUUUGUUUGCUUGUUUGAAUUUUUUUGUUGUUUUGUUGUUUUGAUUUUCUAUUUUCAUUUAAUUCUUUUCUUGUUCCUUUUAGAAUAUCGGCUUUCAGGGACAAGUUUAUUUCUAUGCAAAGCUGAAAAGCUGAUGUAUUUAUUUAUAAACCGUAACUAUUUUGAUAUAGUCUGACAUAUUUUAUAGCCUAUCUUAUGACAUCAUAAUGAGCAAAAGCCAUAUCCACACCAGUGCCAAUCACAUCAUUAAUACAAACAUUUAUGCCAUUAUUAUUACAUUAUUUUUAUUAUUAUUAUUAUUAUUAUUAUU